Molecule: messenger RNA, 1641 nt
Organism: Colletes gigas
Lineage: Eukaryota; Metazoa; Arthropoda; Insecta; Hymenoptera; Colletidae
Product: peptidyl-prolyl cis-trans isomerase-like
Exons: 3
Coding region: 166-795 (209 amino acids)
Biological process (GO): protein folding; protein peptidyl-prolyl isomerization
Cellular component (GO): intracellular membrane-bounded organelle
Molecular function (GO): peptidyl-prolyl cis-trans isomerase activity
Source: RefSeq, a predicted model, not a curated record
GUUCAUUCAAUAACCGUCGAUGGGAAACUGAAAAUCACCAUUGCGUUACAUAAUAAUCAUACAAAAUAAAUUGAUUCUCUUAAAAAUAUAAUAGAGAAUAUAUUACAGGGUAGGAAAAAAGAUUGAGUCGAUUGAGAUUGAUCUCAAAGGUAAGAAUAUUUGAACAUGGCGUUGAAAUUGAUCCGCCGGCUGUCAAUUGAUUCGACCUUCAGCCAUUUGAGCCAUUUGGGAGCCACCGCCCGCCCGAGACGAUCGUCUUUUGCAUUGCUCGUACGAACAUUCGCCGCUGUUGCCGAGAAAAUGGGUUUGCCACGUGUUUUCUUCGAUAUGAAUGCGAACGACAAGCCUGUGGGUCGAAUCGUGAUGGAGUUAAGAAGCGAUGUUGUCCCAAAGACCUCCGAAAAUUUCCGUGCCCUUUGUACUGGUGACAGGGGCUUUGGCUACAAAGGAAGUAGCUUCCACAGAGUGAUUCCAACUUUUAUGUGCCAAGGUGGCGAUUUCACCAAUCAUAAUGGCACUGGUGGAAAAUCUAUUUAUGGUCAAAGAUUUGACGAUGAAAACUUUGUAUUGAAGCACACCGAACCUGGUAUUCUUUCUAUGGCAAACGCUGGUCCAAAUACUAAUGGUAGCCAGUUUUUCAUUACCAGUGGCAAGACUAGUUGGCUCGAUGGCAAACAUGUUGUAUUUGGAAAGGUUGUUGAAGGAAUGGAUGUAUUUAGAAAAUUGGAGGCAAUGGGAUCUGAAAGCGGGAAGACUUCAAAGAAGAUUGUGAUAGCUGACUGUGGAGAACUGUAGAUCGUUCAACUAGAUACUGUAAUAACUGCAUUUUUAUUUAGCUGUUGCGCAUACAACUGUUGCUGUCUUUAUUAUAUGAUACAUUCAUUCCAGUCGUCAUCUUUUGUCUUCAAUGCUAUCAAUUUAAUUCUCUACGUAAAGAAGUAUACUUUAUCAAGUUGAAACAACAAAUCACUUGCAUUAUGCUAUUUUUUAUUAUAAAUAAUUGACGUUUAAGUACACUGUGAGCUAGAAUUUAUUACCAUCUUUUUCCAGAAAUAAUUGUUCAAUUUCAUUUUUAUUCUUAUCUCUAAUAAGCAGCACACAUCUUGUAUACUAAAAUGGAAUAUGAGACAGUUAAAAAAAUGUUAGAUCUUCAUUCUUCCAUAUAAUACUCCUCUUUUAAUGGUAUUAAGUGGUAUGGCACAUUAGAAUGUACAUAUAUGAAAAGUGCAUUUCAUAAAAUAAUUGUUUGUGUGUAUACUAUUCAAAUUUCAAUAUCUGUUAAGAAUAAAAUUAACAAGCAUUUAAAUUUCUAAAGUCCACGAGUAGUGAGUGUUACAUAAUUAUUGUACAAUGCGAUUCCUCUGCAAAGUUACAAUAUUUUAUCUUAUUGUGUAGAUUUUAUCUUUCUUUUAUAUGUAGAUCCAUGAAAAGUAUGCUCAUAUAAUCUUGAACAUUUUAUGUGUAUACACCUUUUUCCCCUCAGGACAGAAUGAUUGAUAACAUGCGUUUGAUUAAUCGGAAUUGUAAUGUCAGGUAAUGCCUCUAGAUUAUAAUUCUAUCUUACACUGAUGUAACACCAACGUUGAACGAAGGAUGUAGUUGCAACGGAUUUCUAUAAAAUAAAAUUGUUUUCAGAAGCAU